Messenger RNA from Vanessa tameamea, 1235 nucleotides. Its product is annotated as leucine-rich melanocyte differentiation-associated protein-like. The transcript has 6 exons. The coding region runs from base 176 to 853 and encodes 225 amino acids. The record is from RefSeq and is a predicted model, not a curated record. NCBI's taxonomy places the organism in Eukaryota, Metazoa, Arthropoda, Insecta, Lepidoptera, Nymphalidae. Gene Ontology annotation, molecular function: protein binding.
UUGUUAUGCGUGAUAUGUCAGCUGUUAACUGUUUGUCAAAAAUGAAGAACGUAAAUUUUAAUAACAAACUAGUAUAAAACUUGUUUUGGUAAUUUUUAUAUAUUAUAGCAAUCAUGAUGAAGGCGUAAUUACUGUCGACGUUUCAAAUAGCAUUUUAGUGGAUUCAGUUACUGCAAUGGCUCAGACACUACUUCCAGCUGAUUACAUCCAGUCCUCGGAGGACUUGAAUGAUGAUGGUGACUCUACAAAAUUGACAUUAGCAUAUGAAAGAUUGUAUGAAUUGCCAAGAACCAUCAUUGAAACAUUCUGCGAUCACAUUAGGUACCUGGAUAUAAGUCACAAUAAAAUAACAAAUCUUGAUGGCUUAGUACAUUUUAAGCACCUUACAACACUAAUAGCUGAUGAUAAUCCAAUAACUGAGCACUGCUUGUUACCUCCGAUGCCUAAUUUACAAUUAUUAUGGUUAAACCGUUGCAAAAUAUCAUCACUGUACCCAUGGGUGAGCAAACUCAAAGAGUCCUGUCAAAAUCUCCAGUAUCUGUCUGUAAUGGGAAAUCCAGCGGCUCCCAGUUAUUUUAAUGGGGGUACUUUCUAUGAAAUGCUUCAGUACAGGCUGUUCGUGAUAUCACAGUUUCCAUCCCUCCUACACCUGGAUGAUAGAAAAGUGACAGAAGAUCAAAGAGAGGAAGCACACAGGUUGUACAAACGGCCACUUCUCGAGAGAAUCAUGAAGCCAGGAUCCGGGAGCCUGACUCAACUGAUGACCAGCUCGGUGACUUGGAGCUCCGUCCAUAAUAAAUUAUCUUCGUUUUGGAAUAAGGAAAAAGGACAAAGAAGAAAUUUACUUAUUUAGUAAAUUAUUGAAGAUAGGGAAGAGACAUUUUUGAGACUGGAUAGAAUUUGAUCAAGGAUCAAGAAAAUCGUUUUGUUACUCAAAGCUAUAAAUAGUUACAAGACACAGUAUAAGCUACAACUAUACUAAGUUAAGUUAAAAACUUUAAAUUCACCUUACCAUUCCCGCUUCAUACAUACAUACAUACACAGACACAUAUAUACACUUCACAUAAACAAACACAUUUAAAUUAAUUCAUAGUUUCGUUUAAUUUGAUUUUGGUUUGAUAACACAAAUGUGUAGAAAAGGUUUGUAGACGUUAACAGCACAAAUUCGAUAGUAGCGGAUGUUUCCAUCUAUGUGAUCAUAGUCUUAUUGCACAUAUUCGGUAAAAUACCACGUA